CUAAAUGCCAGAGCGCAAUAAACUUGUACGGCGCCCUGAAGGCGGGAAUUUGAAUUACUGCCAUCCCCGAGCCUCUGGCAGCUGCCCGAGCAACAAUCUGACCCAACAAUAUGCUCUCUUGGACGGUUGUACGUGCUUAGGCUCUUGACUUGGACUAGGGUGAGAUACUGCUUGACAGGUCGCUUCGCUGUACUUGACCAGGAGACAAUCGGACUAUUCUUAGUACAUUCAGUCUUUUUGAAGCGUUGGUACUGCGCAGUAACGGUGCUAAGCUUUCAUAGUUGACCUCCCCCGCUUUGCGGGAACGGGGACGAUGGGCAGCUAUCUACCACGAGGACCGCCAUGCUGCCCAAAAAUACACCAGGCAUCGGCAAGUCCGUUCGCCAACCGCUUGGCCCAAGGCCUUGCUUGCAGAACACGGCAGCGCUCGCAGAGACUUGCGGUCAACGCUUUCCUCUUUAAUAUGGUAGCCGGAGCCAGCAGUAACAGCAAAAAUAAGGAGGCGAUAAGCAGCAGGCUCAGCGAGCUUAGACGCCGGGACGAGGAGGAAGACCGGGCUUUCCUUUCAGAGCAGUCAAGCGGCACCGAAGAGCAGGCCGAUGGUGUUGAUGAGUCAUUGGAGCUAGCACGGCCGCUGUAUGGGCCGUUGCCAGCGGACGCUGGCAGCGAAGAUGGAAGCUCACACCCAGGCGGACUAGUGACGGCCCGGUCGCUGCGGUUUAGUAUCGCGGAUCCAAAGCCGGAGAUUAAGCUCCUGCACCGUUUCAAGCCGGGUCGCGGUCCCGACGACACCGACCCCUGGCGCUCCUUCCUCGACAAGUGCCGCCUGGCGUGGGGAGUCUUCUUUCCACCAGCGCCCAAACGCUCCCGCAGCCAGCUGGCCACCUGGGCAGGUGGCAUUGGCAGCUUACUGGCGACAGCUGCCACUGGCAGUGGCGUCACGGACUCGGCGACCUCUCGGACCGCCAAGCAGGUGGUGACCAGCCGCCUGCAGAUGGUGCUCAUUGCCGACAGGUGCGGUGUGUCGCCCGAGUCUCUGCUCGAGAUGAAGGCACAGACGCUGGCGGCGCUGGCUGAGUACAUGGGCAAGGACCUGGACGAUGACGUGUCACAACUGGAGGUGCAGGUGUCGGCAUUGAAGCCCAGUGGCGAGCGCAUCACUAUGACCAUUGGAUUUGCGGACAUGCUGGGAGACGAGCAGCGCAUGGACCCGCUGCAGUACGACUACGAGUUUGAGGACGAAGACGACUACUUUUACCCCGAAGAGGAAGAAGACUUCCGCGUUGGGGAGAUUAUAGAGGUGCCGGCACUCGCGGCGGCUGCUGAGCAGCAGGACACCUCCAUGCAGGUGGCUGCUGCUGGCUCUGAAGCCCGCCAGUAGACGGCUUUGGCAGCCAAUGGUAGAGCGUUGCUGAC
This is a messenger RNA of Astrephomene gubernaculifera, 1416 nucleotides long. Lineage: Eukaryota; Viridiplantae; Chlorophyta; Chlorophyceae; Chlamydomonadales; Astrephomenaceae. The record is from the annotation of a GenBank genome assembly.